UAUUCAAUCUAUCCAUAAGCUUUGGUGAUCAAAACAAACAGAAAAUCUCUCACCAAACUUGUACUUCUAAGUUAUAUAAGUGUGAAUUUGGCUGUUUUAUGAUUGUGCUAUGAUGUUUUUCUUCAGUGGAGAACACGAGUCUAGACUGUUAUGGACCAUCCUUUUCCUGACGACGUCAACCGUUGGAGUCUGUGAAGUCAGUAAUUCCGAGGACUUCGAUGACAUCAACGAAGGCAGGCCUUGGAUGGCUGACCCUGAAAGUUUUUGGGAAGCGAUGGAUGCCUUUCUAGAUCUGCAUAAACGGAUGUCAGAUGGAAACGUUGGCGACGCAUUUCGGCUCCGACGCCAGAAACGCGAUGAGAACGAAGACGACCACGGAGAUAACUUCGAAGACAGACAACGGCGAAGACGACUACGGAGACAAUGACGAAGAUGACUACGGAGACAACGGCGAAGACACCUACGACGGGGAAGAUAAUGAAAACCUCUUCCAGUUUCUUCACACGCCCACCGGGGAUUCGCCGGGAUGGGACAACGUUGUUGAUCUCGUGCAGUUUGCAGUGGAUAUUCACGAAGCUGUUUCUCGCAUUGCAGAGCAUGGAGACUAUGGUACUUCCAGCGAGUCAGGAGACGACCACCAACAGGAAUUUUCUUACUCGUGGGCCCGUCGUGGAAAAGAGAAAGACGAAGCUACACAUUCCCUCCAGGAAGAAGAUCCUGAAGCAGGACCUCUUACAGAACCUUCCCCGCCUGAAGGAACCGAAGAAAGUAAAGCCCCUGAACUGCAAACGAACAACGGAGGCGAAGAAGGCGUAGGAGGAGGAGGAGGAGCAAGCAAGGGAAUCGAAGAAGGAGAGGCUGGAACCAGAGAGGAGAGGGGAGGACGAGUGGAGGGGCGGGAGGACGAGAACGAGGGCGACCUCCUCCUCGACAGGUUUCCCCGAAGCGAAACGGACAAAGACAAGAAAAACGAGAAAAGGAAAUAUUGGAGACAUAAACCAUAUAGAACUAGCUUUUCCUCGUUCUUCCCUCUCUUUCGGUUUGACUUGCCUUUCAGCAAUUUCAGGCUCUUGUCUCUGCAGGACCCCUCGCCCCUGCCAGAGGAGUAGGGAAGGGAUUUGAACCAUGCUCUCUCUCUCUCUCUCUCUCUCUUUCUCUCUCUCUCUCUCUCUCUCUCUCUCUCUCUCUUCU
This is a messenger RNA of Penaeus monodon (black tiger shrimp), 1191 nucleotides long. RefSeq lists its product as uncharacterized. NCBI's taxonomy places the organism in Eukaryota, Metazoa, Arthropoda, Malacostraca, Decapoda, Penaeidae. The record is from RefSeq and is a predicted model, not a curated record. Bases 312 to 1109 code for a protein of 265 amino acids. The transcript is spliced from 4 exons.